CGAACCCAAGCGCGUUGCCUUUCCUUCUUGUAGACGCGCACGCACGCUUUGUCACCACCCAAAGCGGUCACGUCAAGGGCUCUAAGAGCACUGUCUAAACACGCAUCUUGUUGCCAUCAUCCAGGGCAUUGAAUUGUCCAUCAUAUUGUCCAUCACCCACGAUGCCUAGAGGACAGCCCAAGACGGCGGCCAUGGGCCAGCACCAGCAUCAGCUGCAGAUGACUCCUCAGCCGGCCCAGCCUCAAAUGCAACAGCAAAUGCAGCAACAACAGCAACAAUUGCACCAGUAUCAAAACUUCCAACAGCAGCCCCAAGCCCAGGGUAAUUCAGCUAUCCAUCAACACCAGCAGACUCAAUACACUCAGCAGCAACUUCAACCCAUCCAGACCCAAAAUGCUACUGGCACUCAGCAAGGCCAACAGCAGCAACCACAGUCCCAGCAGCAACCCCAUGGCCAGCAAGCCCAACAGCAGGGCCAACCGGGCCCGUCCGGCCAGCAACAACAGGGACAGCCGGCCCGACCCAACUUCCAGAUGGCCCUCCUGCCCCCUCCCCAAGACCGGUUGUAUCCCACCUUCGAAGCGCUCCAGACGGACCUCAAGGCCUUCACGCGGUCGCAAGGCUACGCCUGCGUGAUCGUGUCCUCUCUCAACCGGGACCCGGACGGCCACUACCGGCGGUACAACCUCUGCUGCUCCAAGGGCGGCAAGACGUACACCUCUCACAGCCGGGGGAUCCGACAAUCACGGUCGACCAAGACGGGGUGUCCGAUGAAGAUGAAAGCCGUCCAGGAGAAAGCGUGGCCGUACGACGACAAGUGGCGCGUGGUGGUCCAGUGCGCCGAGCACAACCACGAACCCUUUACGGGCGAGCAACCGGGCGUCAACGUGCCCGCCCAGUUCCGCAAGAUCGAGCAGGACGGCGCCCGCUGGCUCAAGAUCAUGCACCGCGAUGCCCAGUGCACCCUGAGGCAGCUGACGAUUGGGAUCCGCAUCUCGUUCGGGGACAAGUAUCAGUAUGUCAAGAAGAGCGAUGUACGCAACAUGCUGGCCAAGAUCAAGAGGGAGGACGAGAGGAAGGCGGCGGCCGAGGCGGCUGCCCAGGGUCUCCCGACGAACUUGCCGUAUACGCUCAUCCCGCCUGAACAUCAGCCGCCGCCGCUUCAGCCGACCAAUGUGGAAAUGAUGCCGCCGUUGCCGUCGGAUUUACAGGUGCCGGAUCCGGACUUGGAGUCGGACGAUGAGGAUGAAGAGCCUUAGUAUGCCGAGGCCUGGUUCGGAGAGCUGGAUGAGGGGGCUUCGGGUUGGUGUUGAAGAAGCCAAGGCAGAGCGACAGGAGUUUGCAGUUCGGGGAGAUUCGCGGUGUUGUUGAGCAGAAGCAUGAACUGCAACGUUCAAUGCUGGCUGCUGAAACGGUCUCAGUUCUGACUAAUGGUACAUGGCACAUAUUUAUGCGCGCUUUUG
This is a messenger RNA of Neurospora tetraspora, 1463 nucleotides long. RefSeq lists its product as uncharacterized. The transcript has a single exon. The record is from RefSeq and is a predicted model, not a curated record. Lineage: Eukaryota; Fungi; Ascomycota; Sordariomycetes; Sordariales; Sordariaceae. Bases 162 to 1259 code for a protein of 365 amino acids.